Messenger RNA from Cucurbita moschata (crookneck pumpkin), 1849 nucleotides. RefSeq names its product UTP--glucose-1-phosphate uridylyltransferase-like. Lineage: Eukaryota; Viridiplantae; Streptophyta; Magnoliopsida; Cucurbitales; Cucurbitaceae. Gene Ontology annotation, biological process: UDP-alpha-D-glucose metabolic process; glycogen metabolic process. The transcript is spliced from 21 exons. The record is from RefSeq and is a predicted model, not a curated record. Gene Ontology annotation, cellular component: cytoplasm. Gene Ontology annotation, molecular function: UTP:glucose-1-phosphate uridylyltransferase activity. The coding region runs from base 261 to 1691 and encodes 476 amino acids.
AAAUCAGAAUAAUCCCUUUUGUACACUCGUCUUCAAUUUCUCAAAAACGCUCGUUUCCAACCCCUUCACUCGCCACUCACUCCCCAAUUCCUCUAACCGCCCAUUUCCCACCACGUUUUGCUUCGCAAUCUGUGCUCCUAGAGAAGGAUUCUUUCUGUUUUUCAUAUAAAUUCCCUGUUUUCUCAAUUGGGUUGUCUUCUUUAUCUCAUUUCUCUCGCUCUGCAUUCUUUGUUUUCUUGGGAGUUUGAUUUUGUUGCACUAUGGCCUCUGCUGCUACUCUUAGUCCUGCUGAUAGUGAGAAGCUAUCUAAGCUUCAAGCUGCUGUUUCUGGGCUGACCCAGAUAAGUGAGAAUGAGAAAUCUGGAUUUGUCAACCUUGUCUCUCGCUAUCUCAGUGGGGAAGCACAGCAUGUUGAAUGGAGCAAGAUCCAGACACCAACAGACGAAGUAGUGGUUCCUUAUGAUUCCUUGGCACCUCUACCUAAUGAUCCUGCUGAAACCAAGAAACUAUUGGACAAGCUUGUCGUUUUGAAGCUUAAUGGAGGUUUGGGGACGACGAUGGGCUGCACCGGUCCCAAGUCAGUCAUUGAAGUCCGGAAUGGUUUGACAUUUCUCGACUUGAUUGUUAUCCAAAUCGAGAAUCUCAAUUCCAAAUAUGGGUGCAACGUUCCCUUACUUCUUAUGAACUCAUUUAACACUCAUGAAGAUACUCAAAAGAUCAUUGAAAAAUACAAAGGUUCAAAUGUGGAGAUCCAUACUUUCAACCAGAGCCAAUAUCCACGUUUGGUUUCUGAGGACUAUCUUCCACUCCCUAGCAAAGGACGCACCGACAAGGAUGGAUGGUACCCUCCUGGACAUGGUGAUGUUUUCCCAUCCUUGAAAAACAGUGGCAAACUUGAUGCUCUGAUAUCUCAGGGUAAGGAAUAUGUCUUUGUUGCGAACUCCGACAACUUAGGUGCUGUCGUGGACUUACAAAUUUUAAACCAUUUGAUUCACAACAAGAAUGAGUACUGCAUGGAGGUGACACCGAAAACCUUGGCUGAUGUGAAGGGUGGUACUCUUAUUUCUUAUGAAGGGAAGGUUCAGCUACUCGAAAUCGCUCAGGUCCCUGAUGAACACGUAAACGAAUUCAAGUCAAUUGAGAAGUUCAAAAUUUUCAACACUAAUAAUUUGUGGGUGAACUUGCAAGCAAUUAAAAGGCUUGUGGAAGCCAAUGCACUUAAGAUGGAGAUUAUUCCGAAUCCCAAGGAAGUUGAUGGGAUCAAGGUUCUUCAGCUUGAAACAGCAGCUGGUGCAGCAAUCAGGUUCUUUGAUCAUGCCAUCGGUAUUAACGUACCACGAUCGCGUUUUCUUCCCGUCAAGGCAACUUCAGAUUUGCUUCUUGUCCAGUCUGAUCUUUAUACUUUGGUUGAUGGCUCUGUCCUUCGCAACAAAGAUAGAAAAGAUGCUUCCAAUCCUUCUAUUGAACUGGGGCCUGAAUUCAAGAAGGUUGGUAACUUCCUGAGCCGAUUCAAGUCGAUCCCGAGCAUCAUUGAACUCGAUAGCCUUAAAGUGGCUGGUGAUGUUUCAUUCGGGGCUGGUGUCGUUCUCAAGGGAAAAGUGAGUAUCUCGGGUAAACCCGAGGCAAAAUUAGCUGUGCCCGAUAACGCGGUAAUUGAAAACAAGGAAAUCAAUGGAGCAGAAGAUUUCUAAACCUUUGGUUGCCUUCUCAACUCUUUCAGAGCAGAAGCUCUACGGCAUCUUAGUACCUUUUUUUCUCUUUAAUACCAACAAAAUCAUGCAAAUUUGUCUCUAAUCCACACAGUUUGGCAACUCUUCUUUUCGAUAUGAUGAACUUUGUUGGCAUUAAA